AUGCCGACAUGCAGCCGUAAUCGGGCCAUUUGCGCGGUGCCGCAAUGUAGCCGAGGCUCAGUCAGCCGACUAUGCCGACAUGCAGCCGUUAUCGGGCCAGAUGCGGAGUGCCGCAAUGUAGCCGAGUAUCAGUCAGCCGACUAUGCCGACAUGCAGCCGUUAUCGGGCCAGAUGUGGGUUUUAAAAGACAGCACUGUGUAUCAACACUUCAGUAUGGACCACAUAGAACCCGAUCCUCUGAGUAUCUACUAUGCCGACAAUGUCACUCUUAACAUCACAUCUUUCAACAUGAACACAACGGGCUUUGCGCAGAUCAUAAUCCCCCAAGAAUUGUUUCUAAUGCUGGGCUUAAUAAGCCUAGUGGAAAACAUCUUGGUUGUAGCAGCCAUCAUCAAGAACAGGAACCUGCAUUCUCCCAUGUACUACUUCAUCUGCUGCCUUGCCGUGUCUGACAUGCUGGUCAGCGUCAGCAACGUGGUGGAGACGAUGUUUAUGCUGCUGACAGAGCAUGGCCUGCUCAGCGUGACAGCCAGAAUGCUGCGCCAUUUGGACAACGUUAUUGACAUAAUGAUCUGCAGCUCUGUGGUGUCCUCUUUAUCCUUUCUGUGCACCAUUGCCGCUGACCGGUAUAUCACCAUAUUCUACGCGCUGCGCUACCAUAGUAUAAUGACUACACAACGUGCUCUUGCUAUUAUAGUGAUUGUUUGGCUGACCAGCAUCACAUCGAGCACCCUGUUUAUCGUUUACCACACAGACAAUGCUGUCAUCGCCUGCUUGGUGACCUUCUUCGGCAUCACGCUUGUUUUCACAGCAGCGCUCUAUCUCCACAUGUUCAUUCUGGCACACGUGCACUCCAGACGCAUCAUGGCUCUUCAUAAAAACAGACGUCAGGCUACUAGUAUGAAAGGCGCCAUUACGCUGACCAUUCUUCUGGGUGUUUUUGUAAUUUGCUGGGGUCCAUUCUUUUUGCACCUGAUCUUAAUUAUGACGUGUCCCACGAAUCCUUACUGCAAGUGCUAUUUUAGUCACUUUAACCUUUUCUUGAUUCUCAUCAUAUGUAACUCUCUUAUAGAUCCUCUGAUAUAUGCAUAUCGGAGUCAAGAGCUGAGAAAGACACUUAAGGAACUUAUUUUGUGUUCUUGGUGCUCUAAUAUGUAA
This is a messenger RNA of Trichomycterus rosablanca, 1158 nucleotides long. It is a transcript of the gene mc1r, whose product is annotated as melanocortin 1 receptor. The transcript has 2 exons. NCBI's taxonomy places the organism in Eukaryota, Metazoa, Chordata, Actinopteri, Siluriformes, Trichomycteridae. The record is from RefSeq and is a predicted model, not a curated record. The coding region runs from base 1 to 1158 and encodes 385 amino acids. Gene Ontology annotation, biological process: regulation of metabolic process; adenylate cyclase-activating G protein-coupled receptor signaling pathway. Gene Ontology annotation, molecular function: melanocyte-stimulating hormone receptor activity. Gene Ontology annotation, cellular component: plasma membrane; cytoplasm.